UCAGUAAAAAAUUUCAAAUAAAGCAAACGCUCUUCCACAAUCUAUUUAUUAAGCGGAGCAAUUCCUAUUCUGAAAAUUGAGGGAAACGAGCUUCUCUUUGCUAUGUAGAGAGAGAGAGAGAGAGAGAGAAGCUCAUUUUGAUGAACAGAAAAUGGCGAACCAUCGUCCGUUGAAGCGCCUUUUCCAACUCGAUUCUAGUCUGAGCUUGAUAAAGGGACGUCUGGAGACCUAUCAACAAUAUUUGUGUAGUGUUAUCGCACAACGUUACCUGCAGUCAUCUAAACCAGAGAAAAUGGGUGCAGAUGAUAAUGAACGAAAAGAUGAAAAUCAUGUUGUUAUGAGACCGAAGACAAGUGAUAAUAAGAAAAAUCAGGAAAAACCUCCUGUCAAACUGGCUUCUGAUGAUGAGAUAAAUGAAAGAAAAUGGAGACUGGAGCUUGCGUGGCUAACCCGAGCUCUAGAACCUGCUUUGCAGUUGUAUAGGUGGGCUUUGCCAGCAGGGGAUAAUGAUGUACAACAAAAUGCUGGCAGUCGAUCCUUUGCAGAGAUCAUUGCAAGCCUUCACCGAAGUAAAAAAGGCAUUCAAGAUUGGAGCCUCGGUGAUCUUGCAGUGGGCCUAUACCUCAUCUAUCUUCGACAAGCCUCAACCAAUAAAAUUGAGGAUGUUAAGUGUGUACAGAUCUCUUCUGACUAUAUGGUUCAAGACCUUAUCUACCACACUGAAUUGGCCAAGGUGGCAUACAAGGGAAAUGCUGCAGGGCUUGCACGAAACAGCAUGCUUCGAGAAAAAAAUGUCUUGAAAUUUGUUAAAGAUUCCAGCGUGAUGAGGCCUGGCUAUUAUAUUGGGACGGAUACACGUAACAAAUUAGUGGUUCUUGGGAUUCGUGGAACCCACACUGUUUAUGACCUUAUCACAGACAUGGUUUCUUCAAGCCAUCAGGAAGCUACAUUUGAAGAGUUCUCAACUCACUUUGGAACAGCUGAAGCUGCCCGUUGGUUUCUUUGUAAUGAGUUAGAUACCCUCAGGAACUGUCUGGAGAAACAUCCGGGUUUUGGGUUAAGGUUGGUGGGCCAUUCCUUAGGAGGAGCAACAGCAUCGUUACUGGCAAUUAUGCUGAGGAACAAAUCGAAAAAGGAGCUAGGGUUUUCUUCUGACAUUGUAUCAGCUGUUGGAAUUGGAACUCCUCCUUGUGUAUCAAAAGAACUAGCUGAAAGCUGCCGGAGCUAUGUUUCCACCGUUGUGCUGCAGGAUGAUAUUAUUCCUCGGUUAAGCCCAGCUGCAUUAGCAAAGCUGCGUAAUGAAAUCCUUCAGAUUGACUGGAUGACUAUCUUAGAGAAGGAAGAUUGGAGAAGUGUGGUGGAUCUAGUAACAAAUGCCAAGCAAGUUGUGUCAUCUGUACAAGAUGUAGCUCGGAAAUGCGCUGAAUAUGCAACUUUCAGUAAAAAGAGAAGCUCUUCAGGUGCAGACAUCCUCGCAAUGGACAUAGAGCCUGCUGAUAGCUUGAAUACUCCUCGAGAACCACUUCCCUCACCUCACCUCACUCUUAAAUCCCAAGGAGCAGCACAUGCUGAACUGUUUGCUCCCGGUACCCUGUAUCACGUGAGAAGGAAGGUGGAUGUUGGUUCUGGCAAUGGCAAAGGGAAGGAAUCUUACACACUUUGGAAGGCACUCCCUGGUGAACAUUUUGAUAGGAUAAUCCUUUCCAGCAGCUUGAUUUCUGACCAUAGAUGCGAUAACCAUUACUAUGCUCUUAGAGAUGUGCUCAAGGGCAUCCCUAGCUCUCACCAUGCAGGUGCAUAUUAAUCUGAAUCCUGCAAUUACAUACUGUUUUUUACUUUUUGGGAAAGAAAAAUAGGGUUUGGUGGGAUCCUGAUGGAUAUAUCAAUUUAUCCAAGAGCGUAUAGUACGAUUAGAUGCAAGGAUCAUCCAUCAUUCACCAAGGUAAAUGCUCUAAAUCCACUGACACUUUAAAAGUUCAGUGGGUUUGGACAUGCUACUUAGAUGGGUGAUCUCGAACUCUGUUGAGGCCUAAACAUAUAAAGAAUUUGAAGGAAAUGGAGAAAGAAAUAUCAUCUUGUAUCCAUAAAUUCCCUAGAUGUCAAAAAUUCACCAGCUGGGACUUUUUUUUGGUGAAGUUAAUAAUGGAUUAAUGUUGAGGGCAGUACUUGUAAAGAGGUGGACAUGGAGCAUUAUUUUUCCUUUCCUUUCCUUUUGAAAUUGGAAAGUUGAAGAUCAAGUUUCUUCAUGAAUUUAUGAUCUGUACAUGCAACACACUAGAUGCCAUGUAUGGCCAAGCUAUAGAUUGAUUUUUGGUUGUUCUUGGGAAGCAAUAUCUUUUAGAAUUAAAAUAAAAAUAAAAAUUGAAGUCUCAA
This is a messenger RNA of Amborella trichopoda, 2373 nucleotides long. Its product is annotated as alpha/beta-Hydrolases superfamily protein. Lineage: Eukaryota; Viridiplantae; Streptophyta; Magnoliopsida; Amborellales; Amborellaceae. Gene Ontology annotation, biological process: lipid metabolic process. The record is from RefSeq and is a predicted model, not a curated record.